Perca flavescens (yellow perch) is the source of this 1071-nucleotide messenger RNA. Its product is annotated as proteasome activator complex subunit 3. Gene Ontology annotation, molecular function: endopeptidase activator activity. Gene Ontology annotation, cellular component: nucleoplasm; proteasome activator complex; cytoplasm. The transcript is spliced from 10 exons. Gene Ontology annotation, biological process: regulation of G1/S transition of mitotic cell cycle; positive regulation of endopeptidase activity; regulation of proteasomal protein catabolic process. NCBI's taxonomy places the organism in Eukaryota, Metazoa, Chordata, Actinopteri, Perciformes, Percidae. Bases 230 to 1000 code for a protein of 256 amino acids. The record is from RefSeq and is a predicted model, not a curated record.
CACUCCAAAAAGCAUUUACCCUGGGACAGCGGUUCCGCUAUACGGUCGUCUCGUGCGUCCUGCGUGCGUCUCGUUUAGGACGUAUUAAUUUUGCUCGUCGCUGUCUGAUUACGUCAUUGUCUUGUGGAAGCGGUAGUGGUGACUCUGUGCAUGCGGUGUUAUUUGAGCUACAGUAAAAAAAGUUUAGCUUUGCUGGACACCUGGGCAGUUUUCACGUUUAUUCCACGCCAUGUCAUCUCUUCUGAAGGUCGAUCGCGAGAUGAAAACCAAGGUGGAAGCAUUCAGGGAGCAGAUCAGCAGUGAGGCUGAGCACCUGGUCGCCAGCUUUUUCCCUCGAAAGCUUCUGGAGUUGGAUAACUUUCUAAAGGAGCCGAUUCUCAAUGUGAUUGACCUGAAAGAAAUCCAUUCAGAGAUCAAGUUCAAAGUCCCAGACCCGAUUCUUUUCAAUAACAGCCAUGAUGGUGUGGACAUGAAUACCAAAAAGAGGAAACUAGAAGAUGGAGUCACUGUUGAGAGCUGGCAAGGGGGAGCCAAAACCCUGGUGAUGCCAGAGGGGAUGCUGAAAUGUAACACCAAGCUGGUAGACCUGAUUGAGCGAGUCAAACCAGAGAUCAGGACUCUGAUUGAGAAGUGUAACACAGUUAAGAUGUGGGUCCAGCUGCUCAUCCCUAGAAUAGAAGAUGGAAACAACUUUGGAGUCUCCAUACAGGAAGAGACUGUGGCAGAGCUGAGGACGGUGGAGUCAGAGGCCGCAUCUUACCUGGACCAGAUCUCCAGAUACUACAUGACAAGAGCCAAGCUUGUCUCCAAAAUUGUCAAGUACCCUCACGUGGAGGACUACAGGAGGACCAUAUCAGAGAUUGAUGAGAAGGAGUACAUCAGUUUGAAAAUCAUUGUUUCAGAGCUGAGGAAUCAAUACGUGAUUCUUCAUGAUAUGAUCCUGAAAAACAUUGAGAAGAUCAAGAAACCAAGAAACUGCAACUCUGAAGCUCUUUACUGACAACCCCCCCCCCCCCCACUCAACACACACACACACACACACACACACACACACACACACACACACACACA